Monopterus albus (swamp eel) is the source of this 1731-nucleotide messenger RNA. RefSeq names its product coiled-coil domain-containing protein 162-like. The record is from RefSeq and is a predicted model, not a curated record. NCBI's taxonomy places the organism in Eukaryota, Metazoa, Chordata, Actinopteri, Synbranchiformes, Synbranchidae. Bases 184 to 1731 code for a protein of 515 amino acids. The transcript is spliced from 11 exons.
UAGACACAGCCCAAUAUUUUAAGCAGGUUGAGGAGAGAAAGAACAUCUCUUACUAAACAUAUAACACGUACAUCUUUUAACACUGUAAUAAAAAGGAGUGUUUGUCUGCAGCUGUGUCUAAGUGGCCUGAGUGAUCGCAGCAGACUGCAGGCCAACGCAGCAAUCCUCGGUGUGUCGCUUCUCAUGGAGGAUGUCCUGAACAGUGGGAGAGAGGCAGAGCCUGUUCGUCUCCAUGGCAACAAAGAUGACCUUCUGCAUGAUGGGAAACCUAAUGAAGGAGAUAAAAGUUGCUCGGAAGCUGAAAAAGAAGAGAAGACAACUUGUGUGUCAAGCUCCAACCCACCUCCUCAGGAUCCAGUUCAAGUCCAGUCUGUGCUGAAAGGUUUCCUCCUGCUGAUGAAGCAGCUUCAGGUCUUCAAGGAGAGUUGGGCUCGAAGACGUUUGGGUGUGGAGGUGUCCUGCACGCCCAGUCUGUAUCAGCAGACUGUGAAACUUUACAGGGAUGAAAUCUUUUACCCCAGUAUGAAAUCUCUGGCGCAACAAAUGGGUAAGGAGCGUGACUAUGAGAUCUUAGUUUAUGGCACACAGUCUCUCCUGCCCCCUCCUGGAGCUGCAGAGGUUGAUGUGAAAACCUGGCAGCUUCACAAAUUGCUGGAGAGCACUGAGUGUGACAUGAUCAGAAUGGUACAAAGGAGGAUCAACAGAGAGUUGACGCUGGUGGUUUCUGAGCGAACACGACAAGACACGCACCUCCCCACAGAGCUGUGGAAGAAAGUCCCUCUGAAGUACAGUCUGUCCCCAGAGCGGCCGCAGAUUGUGGAGACAUUCAUACAGCAACUGAUGGACGGAGUCGAAGAAGCUGAGGGACAGCUGAGGGUCUCUCAGGGGCAUCUCCAGCAGUGUCUCACUCACCUUGGCUCUUCUCUGAUGGAGCGAGAGUGUUGCUGCUUCCUGCUUUACUCGCAGUUUUAUGAACGAAUCCUGCAGCAGGAGACUCAGCUCCUCUACCAGAGAGAACAGGAUUUAAAGAAUCUUAAGGACUCUCAGACACACAGCUCCCACAUAGAGGAGGUGUCUGUUUUAUGUCGUGGGAUGAUGUUGGAGAUCUCAGCACUGCAGGCUCAGGUUGCUCACCUGGAAGAAGAAAGGACUUCUCUAGAAGAACAGUUCAGUCUGAAAUUUAAAGAACGUUACGACCUUUUAGUGCGACAACUCUUCUCCACCUGCAUUCAGCUAAAGGCCAGACUUGAUGAGUACCACCGGCAGAUGGAACGGGAUGUGAGUGAGAUUGUGAACAGAACAAGAGAGGAGGGAGUGGACAGGAUUAUCAAGCUCAAGAAGAAAUACGGCUGCACAAAAGACGACAACAGCCUUGCACUCACACGCUUAAAGAAUGAAGUCGUCCAUGAGUUGUCCCAGGAGAAUAGCUGGCUGACCGCACUGCUCUGUAAACUCAAGGCUUGGAAUCGAUGGAGACUGGUGGUCGAGCAGGAGAAGCUUCACCACCAGCUGCUUCAGGCUCAGCAGAGGGAGAUCACCAGCCGCACCGAGGCACUCAGGGUGAAGAUGAUAGCAGAGGAGGAAGUGCUGUUCCUACAGGAGGAGUUGGACGUCGCCCGGCAGGUGUUGACCCGCUGUCAGGCCGAGUGCAGCAGCACCAAGAAGAAAAAGAAGGUACUACACUCCACUGCUGCCACACAUCCCUGCUGUCCAAACAUUAAGCUUGUGUAG